GUAACAUAUUCAAAGCACACUAAGACAUAGAGCUACAAAAAAACAUGCUUCUCUUUCUUUGCUUCUUCGUAUUCCCUCUCACAUCGGCCAUUCAGAAAACAAGGAACUCCAUGCUUGGCCAUUCCCUCCUUGCAUCUCCCUACGACGAGACGGGUGUUGCGGAACUUUGGGAAUGCUACAAACUCUGCUAUGACGACAAAGAAAACUGCGCCAGCAUCAACUACGACAUGAAAAAAGGGAGAUGCAAACGCAUGAAGUUUACACACGUAGACCUGCCUCGCAAACUCGUGAAAAUGGAAAACUCUGUUUACGCGGAUAUAAGAGAUGGAUGUGUUGUCAACCAAUACCCUGUGGGGAUGGAAGAUGGCAGAAUUCCAGACUCAAGCAUUACGGCUUCGUCGUUUCACGGUUCUCACAUGUCCCCUUAUUACGGGCGCCUUAACAACCAACCAGUGAGUGGUCAACACAGCGGCGCAUGGGCAGCCUCGAAUCUACGAACAGGCGAGUACCUACAGGUGGACCUGGGCCGAGUCAUGCGUGUUACCCAUGUAGCAACGCAGGGGCGCCCACAAGGAGAUGACCAAUGGGUGACUGAGUACAGUGUGGAGUACAGUCUGAGGGGAGAUCAGUGGCAGAGUUACCAAGACGAGAAUGGCGUGAUUAAGGUGUUCCCUGGCAACUCCGAUAAGACUACGUUGGUGAAGAACGAGUUCUCCCCUGUCAUCAAAGAGCGUUUCUUCAGGAUUGUAGUACAGGCUUGGCGUUUACAUAUCACAAUGAGAGCGGAGUUUUACGGGUGUGAAGCAUGAUUUAAAAAAUGGAACCAUACCCACAAAAUUGUGGUUAAUUAAAAAAGGGUGUUGUUGCCAUAUGGUAUGCUGGUUGGGAAAUUAUCCCUGAUAUCAGUUAUUAUAAGCUAAACUUGGGGUUCAAAAUACGAUGCGAACACGAGGGAAAGGUGAUUUAGAUGAGUGUACUUGACAUGCAACACGAGUGCAAGGUGAUUUAGAUGAGUGUACCUGACAUGCAACACGAGUGCAAGGUGAUUUAGAUGAGUGUACUUGACAUGCAACAUGAGUGCAAGGUGAUUUAGAUGUGUGUAACUCACACGCAACACGAGUGCAAGGUGAUUUAGAUGAGUGUACUUGACAUGCAACACGAGUGCAAGGUGAUUUAGAUGAGUGUACUUGACAUG
Molecule: messenger RNA, 1195 nt
Organism: Nematostella vectensis (starlet sea anemone)
Lineage: Eukaryota; Metazoa; Cnidaria; Anthozoa; Actiniaria; Edwardsiidae
Product: lactadherin
Exons: 3
Coding region: 45-809 (254 amino acids)
Source: RefSeq, a predicted model, not a curated record